GGCGAACGAGGGGGCGGGCAGAGGCCGCCGCCGCCGCGCUGUGGGAGGCAGGUGGUCGCGCCUCUUUGCCCUGAAAAGGAGGCAGCCGAGGCGGGCGCGCUGGUGGCCGCUCCUCCAUCUCCUCCUCCUCCAUCUCCUCCCUAGGAGCAGAGGCGGCUGUUGCUGGCAGACGGCUCUCCCCCUCCCCCCCGCGCGCGGCCUCUGCCUGCUGGAGGCGACUUCGGAGGCGGCUGCCGCUUCGCUUCGCUUCCCCUCCUUCUGCUCCGGCCGGGGCAUCUCGCCCGCUGCUCCGCCUCCCACCAUGUCUGCAGCCGGGGGCGGCGGGGCGGGGACACCCAAGGCGCUGCCUUCCUCCGGACCCAAGUCUCUGCGGGACAUGCCGCACCCGCUGGCCGCCUCCAGCAGCGAGGAGGCGGGCGCCGAGCUGACGCCCAGCCCGGACUUCCAGCUGCCGCGCAGCCUCGCCGAGAAGGAUCUCAGUUUACCCAAUGGUACUCCUGUAGACACUUCAAGCCCAGCCUCUUCUUCCUCGCUUCUUAACAGACUGCAGCUGGAUGAUGACUUGGAUGGGGAGAUGAGAGACCUCUUUGUCACUGUUGAUGAUCCAAAAAAACAUGUCUGUACAAUGGAGACUUACAUCACGUACAUGGUCACAACGAAGACCACACGAGCAGAGUUUGGCUUGCCAGAAUAUUCCAUGCGCCGAAGAUACCAGGAUUUUGAUUGGCUCAGGAAUAAACUGGAGGAAUCUCAACCAACUCAUCUCAUUCCCCCCCUUCCAGAAAAAUUUGUGGUAAAAGGAGUUGUUGACCGCUUUUCAGAAGAAUUUGUUGAGACAAGGAGGAAGGCCUUGGAUAAGUUCUUGAAGAGAAUUGCUGAUCACCCUGUGCUUUCUUUCAAUGAACACUUCCAUGUGUUUCUUACUGCCAAAGAUCUUAAUGCUUAUAAAAAGCAAGGAAUGGCCUUGCUUUCUAAGAUGGGUGAAUCGGUAAAGUACGUCACAGGAAGCUAUAAACUAAGAAGUCGACCGUUGGAGUUUGCAGCCAUUGGUGACUACCUAGAUACAUUUUCUCUGAAGCUAGGGACCAUUGAUAGAAUAGCACAGCGGAUAAUCAAGGAGGAAGUGGAAUACCUGGUGGAACUUCGAGAGUACGGUCCUGUUUACUCAACCUGGAGUGGCUUAGAAAGAGAGCUGGCCGAGCCGCUUGAAGGGGUGUCUGCCUGUGUUGGGAAUUGUUGUACGGCGCUUGAAGAAUUGAGUGAAGACAUGACGGAGGACUUCCUGCCUGUUCUAAGAGAAUAUAUCCUGUACUCAGAGUCCAUGAAGAAUGUAUUGAAGAAAAGAGAUCAAGUUCAAGCAGAAUAUGAAGCCAAACUGGAAGCUGUGGUCCUAAAAAGAGAAGAUCGCCCCAAGGUGCCCACAGAUGUUGAGAAGUGUCAAGACCGAGUGGAAUGCUUCAAUGCAGACCUGAAGGCAGAUAUGGACAGAUGGCAGAACAACAAGCGACAAGACUUUAGGCAGCUACUGAUGGGAAUGGCAGAUAAUAACAUCCAAUAUUAUGAGAAGUGCCUUACGGCGUGGGAGUCUCUUAUACCACUAUUGCAAGACAAGCCUGAGACCAAAUAAGAAGACACAUCUUUUUCCCCUGACCCUUCCUUCCCUGCUCCAUGGACAUUUGACCCAAGUGCACAGUACCACUUCCACUACCCAUACUGGAGAUAUACUAUGCACAACUUGGUGUAAGGUCUCCCCCCCACUCCCGGAGGAACACCACCUGCGCUGAUCCUUGGGACUGCUCAACCUGAAAACAUUGGAACUGUACAUUUUUGUCACCUUUUUAUUAAACCGUCUGAGUUGGCCUUGAACACUCCUACUCUGUGAUCCUUGGCUAACAGCAGAAUACCCAGGGACUCUUUCUUCUCUUGGACCACUUUAUAUUGAAUGAAAUUGAUGAGUGGAACACUAAAAUAUUAUUAUUAUUAUUAAUAAAAAUCUCUUAAAUGCAA
This is a messenger RNA of Elgaria multicarinata webbii, 2007 nucleotides long. RefSeq names its product sorting nexin family member 30 (gene SNX30). The record is from RefSeq and is a predicted model, not a curated record. Bases 302 to 1627 code for a protein of 441 amino acids. Gene Ontology annotation, molecular function: protein binding; phosphatidylinositol binding. The transcript is spliced from 9 exons. NCBI's taxonomy places the organism in Eukaryota, Metazoa, Chordata, Lepidosauria, Squamata, Anguidae. Gene Ontology annotation, cellular component: cytoplasm; phagophore assembly site; early endosome. Gene Ontology annotation, biological process: autophagy of mitochondrion; endocytic recycling; protein transport.